ACUGACUUCACACAGCUCACAUGUUCGUCUUCUUCGUCUAACAAACAGUCCUCAAGAAAGCAAGUCUAGGAGUCUUAUUGAUAUUGAAAUUCAAAGUUAAUAAUUAACCACAGCGGCUGUGAUGGCACACCCACAGCCAACCGAGUUGAGGGCUAGGGUUUCUGGAGCCUUGGUGGAMGAAAAGGACAGYACCRAYAACGGUCUGACAAGGCCACAKACUUUUGCUGAUGACGUUCCCCUGCUAGACGAAGAAGCAAUACUYAGUAAACACGAACUGAUGGAACAACAAGCUAUUGAAAUUGAAUUAGAAAAAACUAGUCUUACUAGCAGUCGCAAAGAGCGUCUGAGAUUUAGAGAUGGCGAACGACUAAUAGAUUACGUYCUUGUUUAUGAGACUCCAGCCGACGAUUCCAAGCUAGAUGAAGACGACCAGAAAACGGAAGAYGACAAUGCCGAGAAAAGAAGAGUUUUCGAGGCGAAUUUGAAGGAAGCAGGGCUGGAGUUGGAGUACGAGGAAGGUGUUUCAACCAAGGUCAACACAAAGCGUGACACUCAUUUCAUCAAAGUGCAUGGCCCUUGGGAGCUUCUUUCCAAAACAGCUGAAGACAUGCUGAUGAAGAUGCCAAUCAAAGAAAGUGACAUUGAGAUCAAAUCUUGGGCAGAGAAGCAUUUAAGUGAAGAAUUUCUAGAAUCAGUACACAGCAAAGACCCUUUCAAGGUSAAAAACUCCUCCAUCCCCUCCCCUCCAAGGCAGUUUGUUGCAACGUUCCGCAGAGAACAUUUAGACCAGUUUCUAGGUCAUCAUGAUCAGAUGACAUUUUUCAGCCCGAGUGAGCGAAGUCGCAUGGUUGAAAGAAUCUGUCUUCAGGUGAGGUUUGGUGAGGACCGUUUUGAUCAUGGUAUCAAGCGUCUACUCCAUCAUGGUGCCUACGUAGCUGCAUAUCCACUUCAUUCGGGACCUGAGGAAGUCGCAAUGGGUCAUGAACCAUCAAGUGACAGGCAGAGAUUGAGACRAGAGUGGGCACGAUUUGGUCGCUGGCUCAAGUAYCAGCCCUACCAUGCCAUUAAAGAUUACUUUGGUACUGAAAUAGGUCUGUACUUCUCCUGGCUUGGUUUCUACACCGCUAUGCUGGUCCCUGCAGCCUUAUUUGGUUUGAUAGUGUUCAUAUACGGUAUUGUAAAYGCCUACAACUUUCCUCCUGUCAAAGACAUCUGUAACAAGACUAAUGAGGCUGAGUUUUACAUGUGCCCUCUCUGUGACCAGCAAUGUCCGUAUUGGUCUCUCAUUUCAAACUGCUACUAUGCCAUUGCAGUGCACGCUUUUGAUAACGAUGCAACUGUAGUGUUUGCAAUCUUCAUGUCAAUCUGGGCYACUCUGUUCUUGGAGUUCUGGAAACGACGACAAGCUGUUCUCGCCUAUGAGUGGCACAUGAUGCACUUUGAAGAUGAAGAGGAACAGCCACGCCCUGAAUUUUUGACACGUGUCACCACCCUUAAAGAAGAUCCGGUAACCAAGAAGAUGAUACCGCACGUUCCCAAGAGGCAACGCUACCAAAAGCUUGCAGGUGUUGGCAGUCUCGUGGCGUUUAUGAUCUCGCUUGUGCUGGCUGCGGUGGUUGGAGUUGUUGUAUACCGCGCGUCUGUCUAUGGUUCUCUAAUGAGUUACAAGGAUAAAUCAGUGAGAGAAAAUGCCAAGAUUGCAACCACCAUCACGGCCGCUAUUAUCAACUUGGUCUGUAUUAAUCUCCUGAAGUUUGUGUACGAAAGACUUGCUAUGUUCCUCACCGAAUGGGAAAACCCUCGCACACAAACAGACUUCAAGGAUAGCUUUACCUACAAGAUGUACCUCUUCCAGUUUGUCAACACGUAUUCGUCCAUUUUCUACAUCGCGUUCUUCAAGCUAAACCUUGUCAUCGGUACCCCCGGUAAUUAUCGACGUUUAGUAGGAAAGUUCCGACUUGAUGGUUGCAGUUCCGGGGGAUGCUUGAUGGACCUUUGUAUCCAAAUGGUUAUCAUCAUGGUUGGUCAGCAGGUCAUUGGUAACAUCACAGAGAUUGCCAUCCCAGGUUUGAUGAAAUGGUGGAAGUUACGGCAAGCCAGGAAAGAAUCUUACAUCGAUCUUCCACAAUGGGAGGCUGAUUACAAAUUAGGUGCCUUGCCAGAACAUCAUCUGUUUUGGGAGUACCUUGAAGUAGUUCUUCAAUUUGGCUUUGUCACAAUGUUCGUUGCCGCCUUCCCACUCGCCCCGCUCUUUUCGCUGCUUAAUACAGCCAUGGAGAUCCGGGUCGAUGCCAUUAAUUUUAUAUGUCAGUUCCGUCGUCCAACGUCGCUUCGUGCACAAGAUAUCGGCGCAUGGUUUCAAAUCAUGGAGGGUUUGGCUAACAUUUCCGUGUUGGUUAACGCUUUUGUCAUUGCGUUUACGUCUGACUUCAUACCAAGGUUAGUGUACAAGUCCAAGUACAGUCCUGACGGUACUCUACACGGAUAUCUCAACAAUAGUCUAUCAUACUUUAACGUCUCUGACUACGCUCAAAGGGAUUCAAUGGCGAGACCACAAGACCGCUAUGCCUACACUGUUCUCAACUACUCUAGACCUUWUUGUCGGUAUCCAGGCUAUCGAGAACCACAUGCCCCCUACGAUGUUACCAAGCAACACUGGCACGUGAUCGCUGCCCGCCUGGCCUUCGUGUUCGUAUUUCAAUACAUCGUUUAUGCCGUCACAAAGUUCAUYGCUUACAUCAUACCUGACAAACCACGUCAUCUAGAGUUGAGGAUCAAAAGAGAGGAGUACUUGGCCAAGAAAGCUCUAGAGGAAUCAAUGCAGCCCGUUCAUGCUUAGAAAACUUACAAGUAGUACAAUGCUCAAUUUGACAUGUCGUACAGAGGUGGACUUGAAAACAUACAGUCCAACAAAUCUAUUUYYCUUGCUUGUCCAUGCCGUAAGGACGCCAUAAAACGAAUUCAUAACUAGAUGUCAUUGGUUGUACUUGUUUUUUCGUAAAUGCAUGUUGACUAAAAUGUCUCAAGUUAUGUAACUUGUUUUUCUAAAGUACCGAUCUUGUCACCAAAAAAAGUAUAGAAGAAAGAUGACAGAACAACAAUUUUUUGACUCGGAAAAGCGGGCAAUAUACCCUAUACUAUUUUGCAACAGGAAUACCUAAUUUUUCAGCUAAUAAUCCUCAAGGUGGAUCACACAAGCAAUGUAAUUGCGGAAACAGUGCAUUGUUUAUUUUCUUGCCGUAUACUGGCCUUGCAUCUGUUAUGUCGCAGUUAUGAACCUGUGAGUUUUCUUCCUGCGGCAAGCUUACGUUGUUUGUGUGAACCGGCAGGUUUUAGAUUUUUUCACAAGUUUUCAUCAUCGUUAUAGAGCGUUGAUUCAUACAGGAAGAUAAUACUAGCAAAUAUUAUUAUAUAAUUAUAUUGAUUAUGAUAAUGUGUUCAUUGAUUCUUUACGAAAAGUUACAAGAAAAUAAUAUAUCGUCUAUAAAUCAAGAAGUAAUAAAAUAUGUCAGUGAUUCUGUUA
Exaiptasia diaphana is the source of this 3523-nucleotide messenger RNA. Its product is annotated as anoctamin-4. The record is from RefSeq and is a predicted model, not a curated record. Gene Ontology annotation, cellular component: plasma membrane. The coding region runs from base 122 to 2839 and encodes 905 amino acids. The transcript has 6 exons. Lineage: Eukaryota; Metazoa; Cnidaria; Anthozoa; Actiniaria; Aiptasiidae. Gene Ontology annotation, biological process: chloride transmembrane transport. Gene Ontology annotation, molecular function: chloride channel activity; protein dimerization activity.